AUGGAGAACGAAUUCAAUGCCGACCCCUUCUUCAACGAUGGACCCCUCCAGCAGAUUAACGAAGGUUCACUUCAGCAGAUUGAUCAAAUAGAUCCUGCCGGGGUAGGCAUCGAUGCGCUUAAUAAUGUGCCCUUACCAGUCAACCCUCUCAUCGUUCAAAGAAUCCUCAAUCUCCAUCAAGGUGGCUCUUCGACUCGCCUCUGCUGGUCACGGCAAGGUCAUAUCGCAAAUAUAUCUGAGGACGGCAGCAGUAUCGACCUACACUGCCUAGUCUUUGACCGGACCAGGCGUACCUGGGUUGUUGGUGCAAAGCGAACUGAACAUGUUGGACUUGGUGAAUUGGCCAGCCUUGCCUGGAGUCCUAUGGCAACCGACAUAGCCGUUGUUGACACCCGAGGACGUUUGUCCAUUCUCCGACCCACAGGCACUGCUGCCAAUCGUCUUUCGGAAGUGCGGUCUGGCACAAUAGACGACAUACAGGAUCUAGGGCAGGCUAUUGGUAUGGGAUGGCUCAGCCAGGACAGAGCAGAACGCCCUAAGCAGGUGGUUCAGUUCACGUCUAAGCAGGAAGGCGGUGAUAAAUGGGUUCAUAACCUAGUCAAGGCCAUGCCGAUGCAACCUCUCUACCAGCGAGCCAUUGUUGUGAUUAACAGGCAAGGAACAAUGGCUCUUGUCUACGAAAAGCCGGAUUCAACAUUCGCCAAAACAACCAGUCAACUUGCUCCAAAAACUGAUACGAUAUUCACUCAUGCAGCAUUCUCGCCCACUACCGAAGGCAAGCUAAUGGUUGCUCUUCACGCUCACGACGGAACCCUAUCGGCGUAUCAUGUCUCAAUUGACUUUUCCCCCAUGAGACAGGACCCAGAUGCCUUGCCUUUACUGAACUCCCAGCUCGCCGCCAGCAGAUUCCCACGGAUCGGCAACACAAGCAUUGAUGGCCAAAUGUACGAUUCAGACUCACAGUGUUUGACACAUCUCGGUAUUAUACCUACCUCGGAAAUAGAGAAAACGGCACCCCAGCCACCUACCGUGUACGGAAUCUACGCCAACAUCAAUAAGAACAUGGGAGCUACCGAUGGCGGGUUCAUUUCAUCUGGUACCAUCCGUCGUUGGACGCUGUCCUCCGUUCAUCAGACUCUACUGCCCAAAUUCAACCACCUACCCGACAAAGCCACUAACUCCGCACCUGUCUUCACAACCUCCGUUCAACUUCUUCCUGAAAAAGAAGAGCAAGGCAUCACUAACGCUGGUGUUCUUGACAAUGGCCAAGGUCUAUUUAUCACUACUCUCGAUGGUCGGACUGACUUCCUGGCUACCGAAGAUCUCUCCUCUCUUUCCUUCGCCGCGUCCGAAAACACGACAUCUUCCCUCGCUCAAUCCGGCUUCAAUUUCCCGCUGCUCUCAAACCAAACCUCAAUCUCUCUCUCACCCAACGUUUGCUGCUCUGCUGUACUGUCUCCAGCUUCCACCGUCUCUCUUGUCCCUGCGGACUUCCACCCUCCUACUGCCGAGUCCAGCCAGUCAUUGGAUCCAACCUCUUCCUCAGCCGAUGCCGCCGCAGCUGUAAUAGUCCUCUCAUUCGCCCGCUCAUGCUGGACAAAUUCCAACAUCGAUGACCUCUUAUCCAUGGUCCUACACACCUUCUCCGCCAGUAUGGCCACUCCUCUCAUCGUCUCUCUCUAUCACACACUCUUCCGCGAGGGCGAGUUCAUGCACGAGAAAGAUUCCCGCUCAGAACUCGAAAAGGUGGUCCAGAAGCCCGUCCUCACCAAAGUGUUCUCGUUUCAUUACGGCGUGGCUUUUCUUUCCAUCAAAGACGUACCACCAAGUUCACCCAUCCCGCUGUCUGCACAGUGGGUGUGGGUGGCUGCUAACCUUAGAUUUGUUGCGCAACUGCUGUAUAUCAGCAUACGGGAGGUACAGAACCCAAGCGCGGAGCCAAGUUCAGAACUUGUGGAGAUGGUGUGCGGCAAUAUCAAAUGGACACUUGAUCUGGUGCGAUAUAUUGCGGCGAGCAUCUUUGAGGUAUCAGAUCGAGAAACUAAUCCGGAAUUCUUCGAUAAACCUCAAGGUGGGCAUGUCGUGGAUGGGAGUCAGGGGCUCGUGGCAUUGCUGCUGAAUUGCCAUUGGAGCAGGCAAUUCUUCAUCGCAAUCGUGAGAGCGAUGAGAGUGUUGUGUAAAUUGCCCGAGCCGAGGAGUGCGCAACAGACUGAGAUCAUUCGUACCAUAAUGCAGUGGAGUCAAGGAAAAGGAUUGAGUCUGAUUGCGGUAGAGGCGCUACUGGAUCCGAGAUGGAGUGGAUGGGCGGAUAAUGAGCUUGAAGGAGAUCUGGCCAAGAUCAGUUCCAGACAGAUCCGAAUGAUGGCAACUGGGGUGGUAGAGGGGGGAUUCCAAGGUACGGUGAGGAGGGUGCUGGGAAAGCUGUUCAACGUUAAAGGUGGAAUGAGGGACAAGGGAGCGGUGGACAGAUUGAAGUUGUGGAGUCACAAGGUGGAUUUAGGUUGGGUACUGCUGGACGAUGAGUGGGAAGGAGCGAGACCAGAGGGCAGGAAGAAGAGAGUGUUUGAUGUGCACAAGAAGAAGGUCAUCACGAAGGGAAAGAGAGAGAUUAUUUCCGGAGAGUCAGGCGAGGAAAUGAUCAAGCGAUGUGUGAGGUGUGGGCGGCACAACGAGGACGUCAAUGGGAUGGGCAAAGAGUUCCCGAGGCAUGUGGCGGGUUUGAUGAUGCGAUGUGUUUGUGACGGGCCUUGGAUCGUCGAGCCAUGGGCAAAAGCCAUCACCUAG
This is a messenger RNA of Cyphellophora europaea CBS 101466, 2784 nucleotides long. RefSeq lists its product as uncharacterized. Gene Ontology annotation, cellular component: mediator complex. The transcript has a single exon. NCBI's taxonomy places the organism in Eukaryota, Fungi, Ascomycota, Eurotiomycetes, Chaetothyriales, Cyphellophoraceae. Gene Ontology annotation, molecular function: protein binding. The record is from RefSeq and is a predicted model, not a curated record. Gene Ontology annotation, biological process: positive regulation of DNA-templated transcription. The coding region runs from base 1 to 2784 and encodes 927 amino acids.